Molecule: messenger RNA, 2129 nt
Organism: Cucumis sativus (cucumber)
Lineage: Eukaryota; Viridiplantae; Streptophyta; Magnoliopsida; Cucurbitales; Cucurbitaceae
Product: UPF0481 protein At3g47200
Exons: 2
Coding region: 208-1746 (512 amino acids)
Source: RefSeq, a predicted model, not a curated record
UAAAGGUAAACGAACCGAAAUCAAAGGUUAAAUCAUGUUAUAUAUAUGUGUGUGCAAGCAGAGUUUCACUUUCACAACCCCCUCUUCUCUUAAUCAUCUUAAAUAUUUGAUUAUUCUUAAUUCCCAAAUUUAUCUCUUCCUUCCAUACAAGUUGCACGUACACAAGCAAGCAGGAGAGUGGAAAACGUGGACGUGUUUGAAGUGGAAAUGGCGAAGAGCAGUGAGAUUGGAGUGCAUAAAGGCAAAGCUAAGAGAGUACAUAAUAACAAUAUACCACAUAUUAGUGAGGCAAAACAACAUCUCCGUGAUAACGUUGUGAUAUCCAUCCAACAAAUAUUGAACCAAAUGCAUCCUGCUAGUAUGGAUUGUAGCAUCUAUCGAGUUCCCCAACAACUAUGCGACAUGAAUCCCAAAGCAUACAUCCCUCAAUUCAUUUCCAUAGGCCCUUUUCAUCAUUCUAAAUGUCAAAAUAAUUCUAAAGGCACACAAAAGUAUAAGCAUUACGGCCUUUUUAACUUUUUGCGGCGUAUUAAUAAUACUGAGAUCAAGGAAGAAGAAGACGUUAUGACAAAAAGUAGAUCAUUUCAACCUAAAACAUUGAAGGUCUUGGUGGAAAAAGUUCAUGAUUGGGUGGAAAAGACUCGCUACUGCUUUUCAGAACCUAUAGAUUACAUGGACGAUCAUAAUUUUGUUAUAAUGAUGCUUAUGGAUGCUUGUUUCAUCGUGGAAUUUUUUAUACAAAUGUAUGACGAUCAAUUUGAUCAGGAUGAUCAAUUCCCUCUAAUCAGUGACAAGGUAAAUAUUUUAUCACUGUUUCCCGAAAUAACCGAUUUUAUAAUGUUUGACUUGAUCAAAUUGGAAAAUCAAGUUCCUUUCUUUCUUCUUCAACAUGUGUUUGACAUGAUACCACGACAUAAUCUUCAUGUGUCCUUUAUAGAUUUGACAUACUGUGCUCUUCGGAUUGGGUUCAUAUUUAACUAUAAGAUUUAUUCUUUCGACUACGACUUCGUUAAGAAGGAUCUAAAGCACUUGGUCCAUUUCUUAAGCUUAUACUUCAUUCCCCCGCCCACUACUAAUGAUAUGAUCCAGAACAAGAAGAAGAACAAUUAUAGUUUCUUAAGCUUCUUCAGCAGACUUUUGUGUUGCGAACUUUGUCAAAACCCUGAUAAGGAAAACAGUGAUCAAGAAUUUUUGUCUCCUCCCUCCAUAACUGAGCUCAAUGAGUCUGGUGUCACCGUCAAGAAAGCAAAAAAUGUUGAAUCCUUGAUGAACAUAACCUUCACAAAUGGGGUUUUGGAAAUCCCACCUUUGAAUAUUUGCGACGAAUUUGAACUUCUAUUUCGAAACUUGGUAGCAUUUGAGCAAUUUCAGGCAGGAAAUGGGAAGAUGUAUGCAACCCAAUAUAUCAUAUUUAUGGACAAUUUAAUAAAUACAAAGAAAGACGUACGUUUACUUGUGAACUCUGGAGUCAUAAUCAAUAAUAUUGGUGGCAGUUAUAAAGAAGUUUCAAAAUUGUUUAACAAGCUCGGUAAAUUUAUAUCUGGUAGCCCAACUUCUUCCGAGUUCAACGAUAUCAGUAAAGAUUUGCAUAAGCACUGUAAUAGAAGGUGGAACAAGGCGAAAGCUUCACUAAAACAUAACUAUUUCAAUACGCCAUGGGCCAUUGUCUCCUUCAUUGCUGCAUCCUGCCUCAUUCUUCUCACACUUCUUCAAACCAUCUUCUCUGGCUUCUCUGCAUUUCCCUAGCUAGUGUUAAGCAGGUUGAUUAGUGGUGUUUAAGUUAAAUAUCUAAUUGAUGGUUUGUUUGUUUUGUGUCCUCUUUGAUCUUUUGGUUAAUUAUGCUACUUAUAUAUCCUUGUACGUGUAGCUGUUGAUUUUGAGCUGUAUCGUGAAUAUAGAAAUAUUAUUUCAGUCCUCAUUCACGAGCCUCCAACAUAGAAUUAAUUAAAUGUGGGAGAAGGUAAAAUGAUUCUAUGGGCUGCAUCUCAUUGGGAAGGUUGUGUUAUGUUUAUUUUAAUAGAUAAAUUGUUGUCUUUAAUGUGUGUGAGUCCAUAAUGUAAGUAUUUUUUUUAGUUGGUAUCUCUAAUAUUCUAAAUUUUAAAAUGAGUAAAGAUUGAAACUUAAUUCAA